Messenger RNA from Cryphonectria parasitica EP155, 1997 nucleotides. RefSeq lists its product as uncharacterized. The record is from RefSeq and is a predicted model, not a curated record. The transcript is spliced from 2 exons. Gene Ontology annotation, molecular function: metal ion binding. Lineage: Eukaryota; Fungi; Ascomycota; Sordariomycetes; Diaporthales; Cryphonectriaceae. The annotation marks the transcript as partial.
GCCCCCUCCCCCCUCCCCUUUCGAAACACUCACAACUGUCCCAUCCACGAAGAUCAGCAACAGAAGGUGAUCACAAACUCAAGAGAGGGAGAGAUGUCUCUGGUCCAUCGAUAUCACCGCCUCGCCAGACCCCAGCCCUACUAGGAGACAGCCGUCCGACACGACUAGCCAGCCUUCACCCUCACCCUUCUGGCCCCUCCCGCGGUCUGACGGGCGACGUCUCGUCACCGCCCUCGCCUUCGCAGCCCAUCAUGUCGGGUCGAAAGCUUGGGGGAGGGAGGGUGCUCGGCAGCGGCAAAGGUCUCGCACCGCCCCAGCAGCAGGCCAGGACCCCGAGGGCAACGAGCCCCUAUGCGCCGUCCGAUUCCAGCUCCGUCUCCCAGUACUCCAACUCCCGCGACUCCUUCUCUCCACCAUCUUCCAGCCCUGUACCCGAUUUUGGACCUCAAGACCUCGCAUCGAGGAUCAGUAUUGGCGGCCCUUCCAAUGGCGAUGCCUCCAGCACAAAGCUGGUCUGUCCGAUCUGUGAGGAGGAAAUGCUCACACUGCUUCAACUCAACCGGCACAUCGACGACAACCACCAGGAGCUUCCCGCCAUAGAACAAGAUGAGGUCAAGACGUGGUUCGACAAGCAGGUCCUCAAGGCGAAGCGCUUCCAGCCGCUCACGCUCAUCAACUCCAAGUUACGGGGCCUCGACGUCUUCGAGUCUAACGAGACACAGCCCAUGACCCCCCCUCCCAGCAUGUCCGGCCCCCGGCCGCCCCUCGACUCCGUGAUCGAUCCUGAAGAGCUGGUGACUAGGAAACAUUGGCAACGGCCUACGGGAAAUGACAGGUGUACGGAGCCAGCAUGUGGGAAGAGCCUGGGGCCCAUGGCUGGCAGCAUCAACUGCAGAAAUUGUGGCAGGCUGUUCUGCGAGGUCCACACCAUGUACCAGAUGAGGCUGUCCAGAUCCGCAAACCAUGACCCGGUUAGGGGCUGCUGGUGCCGUGUCUGCGAGACCUGCUACAAGUCAAGAGAUGGCUACAACGACCACAACGGCGUCAUGGUCGACCACACCAAGACGUUUGCCGAUAUUCGGAGGAAAAAGGUCGAGCGACAGAACCUGGAGAUCCAGCGGCUCGAGAAGCGCCUCACAAAGCUCACACAGCUGCUGGCGAACCGACCCGAGGAGGCAGCAGGGGCCGGCGGCGGUCUGCUGUCCCCCGUCGCCAGCCUGGCCGGACAGAAGAACGUUCGCAAGCAGCUGGAACAGUCGGUUGUGACGUGGGAGGAGGACGCAAAGGUCCCUCGCUGCCCGUUCUGCCAGCAGGAGUUCUCGUGGUCUUUCAGGAGGCACCACUGCCGAAUGUGUGGGCGGGUGGUCUGCGCAGACACGCAGACGCUCUGCUCGGGAGAGGUGGGCUUGAAUGUCAACAAGCCCCUCCUAUCCAACGGCACGGUGGUCACCAGCGGGACGAGGAACGAGAAGGCGGAGUCGCCUGCCGAUGGCCACAUCAGCGUCGACGUCCGCAUGUGUCGCGACUGCAAGACGACCAUCUUCUCCAAGCGUGACUUUGCAGAAUCCGUGGCACACAAGCCCCCAGAUCAACGUGCUUACGAGACGCUGCGCCAAUUUGAACGCGGCAUCAAGAUGCUCAUGCCGUCAUUCCAGCGCGCGCUUGUGGCACUCCAGCCCCCAGACGACGAGUUCUCGUCCGACAGGCCACCCCCUUCGCAUGCACAGAUCCAGGAGGCGAGCAAGCUGCGCAAGAGGCUGACAGACAGUUUUACCAAGUAUAACCUCGCGGCCAAGCGGCUGCGCGACAUGAAGACGACCAGCCCGACGCAGCUGAGGCUGCAGAAGAACAUCUACACUGCGGCCAGCGGAUUUCUGCAUACAUACAUGCUGCCUAUGAAGAGCGUACCCAAGAUGCUGAAGAGCAACACUUCCUCCUCCAACAGCCACCGGAGGCUGCUCACAGCAAAUGACCGGCACAACAGCUCCGGCUCAGCA